UUAGUUAUCGCGUCCUGCUGUACCGAAGCGCGCUGAUGACUUACAAUCGGGUUGAACUUUUCAAAUCGCCCUCCCUCAGGACAUUUCCUCAGACCUGCCGUCCUAGUCCCUCCCUCGUCCGUGGCAUUGCAUACCUCCCGCCGCCCGGGGCCGCUGUCGCACUCUUCCCGCCCCGGCCGGAAAGCAGGCCGGCCCAGCAAGGCCGCGGCAUUUCCGCCGUACGUUCGCGGCGCUCUGCGUGCUCUCUACGUCCGGAGCUCCUGCGGUAGGCUUUUCCGGCCAUUCAUCGGCCCUGGUCGGUCCGGGCUUGGCACGUCCUCUGCAUUACCGACCAGAAAAGGGGCAGUUAGGCCGCCAGGAUGAAGCUCGUGAGAUUUUUGAUGAAACUGAGUCAUGAAACUGUAACCAUUGAAUUGAAGAAUGGAACACAGGUCCAUGGAACUAUCACAGGUGUCGAUGUCAGCAUGAAUACACAUCUUAAAGCUGUAAAAAUGACCCUGAAGAACAGAGAGCCCGUACAGCUGGAAACACUGAGCAUCCGAGGAAAUAACAUUCGAUAUUUUAUUCUGCCAGAUAGCUUACCUCUGGACACAUUACUUGUGGAUGUUGAACCCAAGGUGAAAUCUAAGAAAAGAGAAGCUGUUGCAGGAAGAGGCCGAGGCAGAGGAAGAGGCAGAGGCCGUGGCCGUGGCCGAGGAAGAGGGGGUCCCAGGCGAUAAUGGCUCUCGUGAUUACUGUUUCACAGUGACGGCUGAUUCUGCGUAUUUUUUGUACAGGUUUUUUUUUGUUUGUCGCUUUUUAAUAAACGUUAAGUGUUGGA
Messenger RNA from Ochotona princeps (American pika), 820 nucleotides. RefSeq names its product small nuclear ribonucleoprotein D1 polypeptide (gene SNRPD1). Gene Ontology annotation, cellular component: commitment complex; U2 snRNP; U1 snRNP. The coding region runs from base 360 to 719 and encodes 119 amino acids. Gene Ontology annotation, biological process: RNA processing; spliceosomal snRNP assembly. Lineage: Eukaryota; Metazoa; Chordata; Mammalia; Lagomorpha; Ochotonidae. The record is from RefSeq and is a predicted model, not a curated record. The transcript has 4 exons. Gene Ontology annotation, molecular function: RNA binding.